Molecule: messenger RNA, 3706 nt
Organism: Motacilla alba alba
Lineage: Eukaryota; Metazoa; Chordata; Aves; Passeriformes; Motacillidae
Gene: TRAPPC3L
Product: trafficking protein particle complex 3 like
Exons: 6
Coding region: 23-1105 (360 amino acids)
Biological process (GO): intra-Golgi vesicle-mediated transport; endoplasmic reticulum to Golgi vesicle-mediated transport
Cellular component (GO): cis-Golgi network membrane; cytosol; TRAPP complex
Source: RefSeq, a predicted model, not a curated record
UCGUGGCCCGCCGCCCACGGCCAUGGGCCGCCCGCAACGCGACGCCGCCGCCACCCCCGCCCGCGCCUGCGUUGUCCCGGCCCCGUCCCGGCCCUUCCUAGCAUGCCUCGCGCUCGCGGUAGGCGGGAAUGCCGCCCCUGGGCUGGGCUGGGCUGCGCCCAGGGAGGCGGUGCGGCUGCCAUGGCGGGAGGCCGCGGCCGGGCGGCCGGUCCGACUGGUGCCCGCUGCCCCGUCAGUGCCAGCGCUCGCUGCCUGGCGCUCAGCUCCGGGCAGGACGGAUCCUGCUGGCAUCGCCCGCGCUGCUUCCCCGCCCCUCCCGGGAGCGGCGGCCUGGGCAGGGCUGAGGUCCGCAGUCCGUGUGCUGCACAGACUAGCGAUGGGCUCAGUGAACGCAGAGAAUAGGAGGAGCAUCAGCAGCAUUACAGACUGCAGCAAACCCAUCUCAUGCAAAAGACAGCAGAGCAAAGAGAAGAGAAAGAGGAUUGAGAGAAGACUGUGCUGCUUGAGGAAGAAAAGAUAUAAACCGACAAUCAAAUACAUCUGGAGUUACACAAGCAGCAUGUCUCGGUCACCAGGAAGAAAGCAGGAGAACCACAAAAUAAGCAGAGAACUUUUUGUACUCACAUAUGGGGCUUUGGUAGCCCAGCUGUGCAAGGAGUAUGAAAAAGAUGAAGAUGUCAAUGCCUGUUUAGAUAGUAUGGGAUACAGCAUUGGCAUAAGGCUGAUUGAUGACUUUUUGGCUCGUUCAGCUGUGAAAAAGUGCCGUAGUUACUCUGAAACGGCAGACAUGAUUGCACAGGUUGCUUUCAAGAUGUACCUCGGGGUCACCCCUAGUGUGAGCUGCAAUAGUGCCACAGGGAAUGAAUUCUCCUUAAUCCUGGACAAAAACCCACUGGUGGACUUUGUGGAGGAGCUGCCAGCGGAACGAGCGUCACUUUGCUAUUGUAACCUCCUCUGUGGGGUGAUUCGAGGUGCCUUGGAAAUGGUUCACUUAGCAGCAGAAGUUUCCUUCCUCCAGGACAGGCUGAAGGGCGAUGCUGUGACAGAAAUAGGAAUUACAUUUUUAAGGAAGCCUGAAGACAGAAAGCACAGAAGGAACAAAUGAAAGAAAUGUUGGGAGAAACCCUUGCUGGGGGAUAUUUUGUGCCUUUUGUUUCAGAAGAAGACAGGGUAAAAACGGCUUUGCUGAGUCAGCUGCACCAGUCACCUCAUUUAAAGGUGAAGAGAGCUGGGCAGCAAAAAGGAGGGGCAGGGCAGGGGAGAGCAAUGUUAAUUGUUGUGACACAGAUAUCAGUAAAAAAGAUUGAAAUUAUCUGCCCUUCCUUCUCACAUACCCAGGCUCUUGAGCUUAAUGGAAGUUUUAUCUCAGUAUUUAGUGUGUGCUAAAUGUUCAUCUGUAUACCAACUGUUUUCAGGUAAAGCUGAUGACCUUUUCCCAUUUUGUCAUAAUAUUUCAAAGCAUGGCUGCUAGAGGUGCUUUAUUUCCCUUGCUGUGUGUGGUUAUCCAUAAAGGAUUCCUCUGCUGUGAUUGCUGUAUGCAGUGUUCGCUCACAGGUGCAUGUUUCGAUGUAUAAUGCUUUGCCAUUCAUUGUCCUCCACACUGGACAUCCUGCUGUCUUUGAAACCAGGGAGGGGUGGGUCUUCACUGCCACUGCUGGUAUUCUUUCCAGCUCUUCAGACCCCACAUGCACUUUUGCUGGCACUCCUGCUCAGUCCUGUGCACACACCAGGCUGCAGCACUCUGACAACUGCAGCAGUGCUUGUGUCUCACCAAGCUAUGGGGCCUUUUCAUGUCAGCCUUCUCUCCAAGAGCACCGAUCUUGUGACCAAACUGAACAAAGCAUGAUGUAUUUAAUGUGCAGCCAUUGUGGAUCUGUGCCUGUCUAAGGAAACUUGAAUUAAAAUUCUGAGAUUGCCACACAACUGGUUUGGUGGUCGUGUUUUCUGCUCUUACCUGGCCUUCACCACCAACUGUUGAACGUCUUCCUCUUGGCAGUGGACUUGUUACCACAGCAUGACUGGGAAGUAGAGAAGGAGCAGCCUCAGAGAAACCCAAGUUAUAGGAAAGGUUUAAAGUUGCUUGGUGUAAUGCACGAUGUCUGGAUAAGGGUUGGACAGAACCCCAGGUCCUGUAGCACAGCACCCUACCCACAAAGCCAGCUUACCCUCUUUUCACCAAAAUGCUUGUUUUAAACUGGAACACUAACAACUAAGCUCAAUACAGUUAACUCUGAUUUUAUCUCUGUGUUUUGUACCUUCUUCUCCUAUUUUUCCCCUCAGUCUGUUUACAUCUUCAUCAUGCUAAGUGGGGGCAUUUCUUACCUUGGGUUCAUUCUCACCAGACCUAUACAGUCCUCAUGAUUAUCUCUCUCCCUUUGUUUGUUUUAAUGGCGUGGUACAGUGGUGGCAUAGCAGAAUGGACUUGGUCUCAGCCCAACUGCUGUUGCCUGCUACCUGUAAGAAGUGGCAACAUGUAUGUGUAACAAUAUGUUAUAACCAGUAAAAAGUUUCCCUGCCUUUUUUUUUAAUUACUGUUUUUUUAAUUAGAGCUGAAAUGUGUUGUGGAAUUUGUCUGAUUUCACUGCCUGUACAAGAGCCCUCAGUGGGGUUUUUGCUGGUUGAGAUGUACAUGUGGAUGACCGCAAUAAGGGCUGUUAAUUGGCAAUGGCCAUUUUUACUUUUUCCAGCAACACUAACCAGAUACUCUCUUUUUAAAAAUUAUUAUUAUCUUGAAAGUGAAUAACCUGUACUGUCCUUGUUUUCUUACAGAAUUGCAGAGCUGUUAGGGUUGGAAGGACCCCUGAAGGUCAUCUGGUCCAACCCCACUGACAAGGCAGGGUCACCUAGAGCAGGUGACACAGGAACACAUCUAGGUGGGUCUGGAUUGUCUCCAGAGAGGGAGACUCCACGACCUCCUUGGGCAGCCUGCGCCAGUGCUCUGCCACCCUUAAUAUAAAGUCCUUCUCAUGUUGAGGUGAAACUUCUUAUGCUUUAGAUUGUGGCCACUGCUCCUCCUCCUGUUGCUGGGCACCACUGAAAAGAGUCUGGCACCCUCCUCUUGCCACCUACCUGUGAGAGGUGUUAAUGAGAUCCUCUCUCAAUCCUCUCUUCUCUGGACUAAACGGGCCCAGCUCCUGCAGUCUCCUCUCAUAAGAGAGAUGCUCCACACACAAAUCAUCUUCAUGGCCCUUCUGCUGAGCCCUCUCCAGUAGCUCCUUGUCUUUCUUGUACUGAGGACCCCAGAGCUGGACACAGCACUUGAGAUGUGACCUCUCCAGGGCUGAGUAGAGGAGGAGGAGCACCUCCCUUGCCCUGGCCACACUCUUCCCAAUGCACCACAGGACACCAGUGCCCCUCCUGGCUACCAGAGCACUGCUGGCUCAUAGUCAGCUUGCCACCCACCCAGACACCAGGCCCUUUUCUACAGAGAUGCUCUCUAAGAGGUCAGCCCCCAGGCUGCACUGUUACUCUAUAAUCAUCCAGUUUCUCAGAAGGAAAAGAGCACUGAGCAAGUGACUGUGAUUAAUACUUUUUAAAAAUUCUUUUCUACAUGUAGAAUUAAAUUUGGUUUUGUCUUCAUGUGCUAUAUUUUUAGUUUAUAGUGAGAAAGAAGCUUCAAACUCUUAUUCAGCUAGUUAAAAUAGGUUCUCCCCUUCUUCCUUCCUUGCAAAAUGAAUGUAACAAAUAACUUCUUGGGAUUCCAGUC